This is a messenger RNA of Amorphotheca resinae ATCC 22711, 498 nucleotides long. RefSeq lists its product as hypothetical. The coding region runs from base 24 to 458 and encodes 144 amino acids. The record is from RefSeq and is a predicted model, not a curated record. NCBI's taxonomy places the organism in Eukaryota, Fungi, Ascomycota, Leotiomycetes, Helotiales, Amorphothecaceae. The transcript has 4 exons.
AUUUUAUUCGCAUUCCGGCCAAAAUGACGCACUCAUACGUCGCCGAAACCCCUGGAGACAUCCGACUGGAUGACGGCAUCAAGGCCUACUUUGAAGAGUUCUACAAGACGUCUGAUACCCCGGAUGCCCAUGAGAAGUAUGCGGAUUCAUUUACGAGCGAUGCUACGUUGGUGAUGGCCAGUAAGAAGGGUGUUGGAAGGGAAGAAAUCCUUCAGAUCAGGAAAGGCAUGUGGGCAGCCGUGGCGGCUAGGUUACAUACGCCGAUCAAGAUAUUUCCUUUCGGAAAUGGUUCGACUCAAGUAAUGCUCUACGGGACCGUGGCCUACACACUGAAGGAUGGAAGGAAAUCAAGCGUCGAGUGGGCGGCUAGAGCAGACAUGGUGAAGGAAGGAGACAAAUGGAAGAUGGGCUACUAUCAGGUUUACUUGGAUACUGCCGCCAUGCAGAACGCGAAGUAAAGACAUAUUCUCCCACUGUAAACUGGUCACCAAAGCCACC